Messenger RNA from Rhineura floridana, 6295 nucleotides. It is a transcript of the gene NTRK2, whose product is annotated as neurotrophic receptor tyrosine kinase 2. The transcript has 18 exons. Gene Ontology annotation, biological process: trans-synaptic signaling by neuropeptide, modulating synaptic transmission; cellular response to brain-derived neurotrophic factor stimulus; multicellular organism development. The record is from RefSeq and is a predicted model, not a curated record. NCBI's taxonomy places the organism in Eukaryota, Metazoa, Chordata, Lepidosauria, Squamata, Rhineuridae. The coding region runs from base 701 to 3202 and encodes 833 amino acids. Gene Ontology annotation, cellular component: plasma membrane; signaling receptor complex; axon. Gene Ontology annotation, molecular function: ATP binding; brain-derived neurotrophic factor binding; brain-derived neurotrophic factor receptor activity.
UCUCUCAUGCUAAGCAGCCCACACCUCCCUCCCCCCUCCUUUUUAAAUUUUGGCUUUCAGGCUGGGCUUUUUUUUAAAGGAGUUUCUACCCCUCCUUGCGUCAGUCGCACGUCACUUUGCCGGUGACAGCCCCUAGGUUUGGGCUGGAGCAGGAGCCUCGAGUCGCUCUAUUAUCAGCGGCGAGUGGAGCAGGAGGAGAAGACGACGACGAGGGCGGCGUAUAGGACGGUGUCUGUGUGAGUGCGCGAGCAAACGAGGGGCGACGAGGCGACAUCUCUCCCCUUACACACCCACCCACACCCCUUUCCCCUCCCUGCGGUGGUGGUCAACAGGGGCUGGAGGAGCUGGAGUAGGUAGCCGCAGCAGCUGCUCGUUCCCGAAGGGCUCAGCCUAGCCUCAGAAGGUCUCUCGCUUUUCGCCGCUCUUGCCCCGGCUGCCGCGCCAGGAGAGGUUUUUUCCCUCCUUCUUCCCACCGGCUGACGAAGCCCAGGCGGAGUCGCCGCCUAGGGGUGAGACAAGAAGAAAGCGGCGGCAGUAGCCGCUACUGGAACUCCGCGCGCGCGGGUGACGAGAAGAUGCCCGAGUGACUGACUCGCCGUCGUCGGAAUAGCCGCGCUGGAUUGAUUGUGUUUUGCGGGCGGGCGGGAACGAAGGAAGGAAAGGAGAGCGAGUCGGUGGCACCACCACCACCUCCACCAGCAUGGGGGCCUGGCCAAGGACGUGGUGGUGGCGGCGGCAGCAGCUGCAGGGCUCCCCGCAGCCGACGGCGACUCGCUUCUGGAGCUUGUGCUGGCUGAUGCUGGGCGCCUGGCGGGGGCUUCUCGCCUCUGCUUGCCCCAUCUCGUGCACGUGCAGCCCUGAGCACCCCGAGCAGAUCUGGUGCCUCGGACCCGCGAGCCUCGUGUCCUUCCCUGUGCUGGGCAAGAGGAGCCAGCCGGAGAAAGUCACCGACAUCUAUAUUGCAAACCAACGGAACUUAGAAAGCAUAAAUGAAGUAGAUGUUGGAAGUUACAUUGGAUUAAGAAAUUUAACUGUGGUGAAUUCAGGUUUGAAGUUUGUCUCAAGCCAUGCUUUCCUGAAAAAUACCAACCUGCAGUACAUUAACCUCUCUGGAAAUAAGUUUUCAAGUUUGUCCAGAAAGUCUUUCCGCCACCUGAAUUUGACUGAUCUGAUUUUAGAAGGCAAUCCAUUCAAGUGUUCCUGUGACAUUAUGUGGAUCAAGAUACUCCAAGAGUCCAAGUUUCCAAAAGUUGAGGAUUUUUACUGUAUGAAUGACUUCAACCAGAACAUAUCUCUUCGGGAGAAGCCAGUCCCAAACUGUGGCUUGCCUUCAGUCAGGCUGAACACACAUAACCUCACUGUUGUUGAAGGAAGAAGCGUCACAUUGUACUGUGAGGCUGCAGGAACUCCAUCUCCAAGUAUAUAUUGGGUUUUCAAUAAUAUUAUUUCAAAAUACGAGAGUGAUACAAAUAAGAACCCAGCUUCUCUAACCAUAAAGAAUAUAUCAUCCAAUGACAGUGGUGUGCAGAUUUCUUGUGUAGCAGAAAACACUGUGGGCGAAGACCAAGCUUCUGUUGACCUCAUGGUGUUCUUUGCACCAAAUAUCACAUAUCUUGAACUUCCAUAUCCGGAUCAUCACUGGUGUAUUCCAUUCAGUGUGAGAGGGAAUCCACAACCUAUCCUGACAUGGUUGCAUGAUGGGGUUAAGUUGAAUGAGUCGGACUAUAUCUGGACUAAAAUACAUGUUAUAAAUCAAACGGAAUACCAUGGCUGCCUUCAGCUGGAUAACCCUACUCAUGUGAAUAACGGCGAUUAUACCUUGGUUGCACAGAAUCAAUAUGGAAAAGAUGAAGCCAGCAUUACUGCUUAUUUUAUGGAAGAUCCUGGAGGUAGUAGUCCAUUCUACGGUCAUCUUGGUUACAGUGAGGAUUAUGGAACGCCGACGGAUAAUUUUGAAGACACCACAAAUAAUAGUAAUCCAGUUACUUCUACGGAUGUUUCCAACAAAGACAAUGAAGAUAGCAUCACUGUCUACGUUGUAGUUGGAAUUGCAGCAUUAGUGUGCACUGGCUUAGUUAUUAUGCUGAUUAUUCUCAAGUUUGGAAGACACUCCAAGUUUGGAAUGAAAGGUCCUUCUUCAGUUAUCAGCAAUGACGACGAUUCGGCGAGUCCUCUUCAUCACAUAUCCAAUGGAAGUAACACUCCAUCUUCUUCUGAGGGUGGCCCAGAUGCAGUCAUUAUUGGAAUGACAAAGAUUCCUGUAAUUGAAAAUCCUCAGUAUUUUGGGAUCACGAACAGUCAACUCAAGCCUGACACGUUUGUCCAACACAUCAAGCGACACAAUAUUGUUCUCAAAAGGGAGCUGGGAGAAGGAGCCUUUGGGAAAGUCUUCUUGGCUGAAUGUUAUAAUCUGUGUCCUGAGCAGGACAAGAUCUUGGUUGCAGUGAAGACGCUGAAAGAUGCUAGUGAUAAUGCCCGCAAAGAUUUCCACCGGGAGGCGGAACUACUAACUAACUUACAGCAUGAGCACAUUGUGAAGUUUUAUGGAGUAUGUGUGGAAGGGGAUCCUCUCAUCAUGGUCUUUGAAUACAUGAAGCAUGGCGAUCUCAACAAAUUCCUCAGGGCGCAUGGACCUGAUGCAGCUCUGAUGGCUGAAGGUAGUCAUCUAGCUGAGCUAACCCAGUCACAGAUGUUGCAUAUUGCCCAGCAGAUUGCAGCUGGUAUGGUUUACUUGGCAUCACAGCACUUUGUGCAUCGUGACCUCGCCACUCGGAAUUGCCUAGUUGGUGAAAACCUUCUGGUGAAGAUUGGAGAUUUUGGAAUGUCAAGAGAUGUAUAUAGUACAGAUUACUACAGGGUUGGUGGGCAUACCAUGUUACCCAUUCGUUGGAUGCCUCCUGAAAGUAUAAUGUACAGAAAAUUCACCACAGAAAGUGAUGUCUGGAGCCUUGGAGUCGUUCUGUGGGAAAUCUUUACCUACGGCAAACAGCCAUGGUAUCAGCUCUCAAACAAUGAGGUAAUUGAGUGUAUUACUCAGGGCCGUGUCCUGCAGCGACCUCGCACAUGCCCAAAGGAAGUGUAUGAUCUGAUGCUGGGGUGCUGGCAGCGGGAGCCUCAUAUGAGGCUGAACAUCAAAGAAAUCUACUCCCUCCUUCAGAACUUGGCCAAGGCCUCUCCAGUUUACCUGGAUAUUCUAGGAUAGAAACUCCCAGCACUUCUGCUAAUGGAGUGCACCAAUGAAUGUGUUCAGUUGCCACUAAACUCCAUUAAAAUGUGUCCUCAACUCUGACAGUAUUAAAUACAAAGAUAUGGAGAAGCUUUCAAAGGGCAAGCUGUGUGCAUUUCUCCCUCUUGUAGACACAGUAUUGACUUUGUGACAUUAUUGACAUAUCUCUUUUCUCUCCUUCAUUCUUCCUGUUUCUCUGUUUCUCCCCCCCCCCCAGAAUUCUAUUCAAUCAGGCUUCUGCAUUACUAUAACUCUGCAUAGACAAAGGCCUUAAAAACCUGACCUGUUAUAUCAACAGACACUCAGUUUUGCCCAUCACAACUAACAAUGCCUUGUUGUAUUAAUGCCUUUGAUCUGGAUAAAAAAGGGGGAAAAAGACUCAAACUUUGUGACUUCUGCUGUAUGGCUAUCUGAAGCUUCUGUGGAUUCACCUCUACUUCAUUUGUUUUGGCAUUUGGGCAGAAAACAGAAGACUGAUAUUCUCUUUGGGAUUUUUUCCCCCUAGCUGAGAUCAAGCCAGGGGGAAAGAAAUCAGCAUACUGUGUAAUUCACUCAUGGAGAAACUAUAGGAUCAGAUGGCAUCCAAUGUACCACUUUAAAACACAAAUGUAAUUAUUUGAUGAAAAAGAAAGAAUUCAGUGUUUUCCCCAGGAAAUGUUUAAGGGCACUUGUAAGCGUGCUAUCAUUUUUACAUUGACAGAUGCAUUGAUAUGGUCUGUGUGGGAGUAAAAAGUGUCGCCAAGAUUCCCCACAUCUGCGUAAUGGUAUGGUCAUCUAGGAAUCCCAACUUUGUCUUACUGUGAGGAUUUCUGAUGCCUCUGUAUACCAGUUGCUGGGAAUCACAAGUGGGGAAAGCACUGUUGCGCUCAGGUCCUGCUUUCAGGCUUUCCACGGGCACCUUGUUGGCCAUUAUGAAAGCAGAGCGUUGGGUUAGAUGGGCCUUUGGCCUGAUGCAGCAGGCCUCUUAUGUUCUUACACUCUGUUCUGAUGCCAUUGAUACAAGUAUUCUCCAGUUAGUCUUUGAUAAUGUAGGCGAGGGCUGGGGCAUUAAAGUGUUGUAGAAUUUCUAGGGUCAUUUCCUAAAAUAUGGAUGCUUCGGUAAGAUAGGAGGGAACCUUUUCAUAUGAUGCUGUUUUGACAGCAUGUUCCUGCUUUUGUUCCCCUUCCUCUUCCCCUUCUCCCUGUGCAAAGCCAAACCUAGCAUGGCCCCUGUUGAUUAAUACCCAGCAAUUUGUGCUGAAAACAGUUGCUCAUCUCAUUUAUACACCCAAAUAGGCGUAGCAAAUUCAUGAAGGAAACCAUAUAUUUAAUUAUAGGAAGGUCACUAGCUGCAUUUAGACUUCUAUAUAUUGUCACAGGUACAAGAGGCUGGUAUAACUAUACUGAAGAUUAUAUUACAGUUGUGCGAGAACCUGCCCAAGAAGUCUCUAGAGGAAAGGGAGUAUGCUUAUCACUGUGCAGACCAUUAAGAUUCAGAGUUUGACAUGUUUCUGGCUGAGCAAGCAGUUGUAUUCUGAGAUGUAUAGAUCCUUUGAUUUAGGAUUGACAGGCAUUGUGUGUUUACACUGUACAGCAUGGCUCCUGAGCUAAAGAAGGCAAGCCCAUGACACUUAAAUGUGGAAGGUUUAGGAUGUGCAUGUCAGGUCAUUUUUAUUACAUGAUGAGAUAAAAUCAAAGCCACUUUCUCCCUCUGUGAAUGAAGGUGGCUUUUCUACAAAAAAAGUGGGGGAUAUUUUUCACUAACCCAAACUUUUAUUGCUGCUUUAUUUAAAAAGUUAAGCACUUAUUUUUCUAAGUGUUUUCAUAAUAGUUUAAUAUAUGCUUUGCUUGCAUUUCUUAUUUAUUAAGGCACCUUUUUCCUUCCUCAGUUUGGAACGAUACUGAUCUUUUUUCAUCUAAAUUAAAAUAGCAAAUGUUAAAUAGUGGGGAAGUUGGACACUCUUAUGUCAUUGACAAAAGUUGGUGAAUAAUACAUAUAACAAUGUAAUUCUAAAGCCAUAUAUAUAUAUAUAUUAGUUCCUAAAUAAGGUUUGAACAGGAUUUUUUUUUAAAUGACUGAGGAUUAUUAAUAUGAAAUGGACUUUGAAGAUUAUAAUGAUGGCUGAGAAGAAUGUAUUACAUGGAAAGAAAAAAACUGUGUUUUCAAGAACUACGUUUUUUUUAAAGUGUCAUUCUAGUUCAUUUCAAUAUGUGAAAACUGUGGGAAAUAAAUCUUGAGAUGUCAGAGAUCACUAAAAGGUGCACCCAUCCAGGUGUUAUGUUCCAUAGUCAUUUCUCAAAAUCGUCAGUUGCUUUAAUAAUUUCUGUGAUUGGUUUCUGUACUUAGCUGAAAGUAGAAUUAAAAUUGAGGAUCCACACGGUACUUAAUAUAGCACUAUAUCAUCACCAAUGUUCUUCCCCAUGGCUGUUCAGUAAAGGUCCUUUCCAGUACAGUAUUAAUUAAAAGUUUCUUGCUUUCAGGUCCUGUCAGUUUCUGUUCCAGAGGCUUUACUGGUUUCCUUGCUCUUUUUUUUAAUUGCAGCCUUUUUUAAUUGCAGUAGCUAUAUUUCACUAUUUAAAAACUGACAGAAAAAAUGCAAGGAAGCCAGUAAUUAAAGUCUCCCCCUCCCCUACUGUCCCCUGUCCUCUCCAGAGGCAGCUCAUCACAAAACAGAAAGUACUAAAACAAGCAGGAUCUACCAACAAGAAACUAAAGGCACAGGAACCCUAAAAAGCUACAAUUGUGCUUUGCUUUUCCUUACUGGACAAGCUGGUGUUGCAGUUGGGUCUUAUUGCUGGGUGGGGAUGGGUCACUACAAAUCAGGUCUGAAAACAUGUAAGAGAAACACUGUAGUGCAGUGACUGAACAACAGCUGGAAUUUCGAUAAAGAGUGAGUGAACCAUAGCUGGCAAUUUCAGAGAAAAGGGACCAGUAUGGAAGCAGACCUCAUUAACAUGUGCCAUUAUAUCAUCUCACAGUACACAUUUUUUAGAAUCUCAGCUUGAAAAUAACCAUGUAUAUUGUAUGAUUGCUGAAGGAGUGUAUACCAAAACAAAUGUAAAAUUUGACCAGAUGGUGUCCUUUUUUUC